This is a messenger RNA of Ilex paraguariensis (yerba mate), 327 nucleotides long. Lineage: Eukaryota; Viridiplantae; Streptophyta; Magnoliopsida; Aquifoliales; Aquifoliaceae. The record is from the annotation of a GenBank genome assembly.
AUGGUACAUCAGCGUUCUUGUUUCCUUAAAUUCCACCACAUGAUGGUAAAAGUAUGGCCACCUGGGGAACAACCAAAAUCAAUAUUAUAUAAUGUCUCAGCAUACGAAGUCAACCUUAAGAGCUGCCCAUAUAAGUCAAGAAUCCAAAAGGAUGCCGACAAAACAUGGCCAAGCAGGUCUAAAACCCCUUUUAUGAAAGCUUUCUGGCAGAUUGCUGUCAAACACAUUACAGUAUGCCUACAGAAUCAGUUUCCCCAUUAUGCUGUUAAAUUAAACGCCAUCAGCUAUUCAUUCUUUACAUUUGAGUUUGGGAGGCCAAAUUCUUAA